Messenger RNA from Yamadazyma jaroonii, 1257 nucleotides. Lineage: Eukaryota; Fungi; Ascomycota; Pichiomycetes; Serinales; Debaryomycetaceae. The record is from the annotation of a GenBank genome assembly.
AUGGAAAUACCACAACUCAUAAAGUUGAAUUAUCAUGAUACUUCAACCAUAUCGACCAUCAAAUUAAACAAUGACUUGGUGAAAUUAUUACUAACAGAUAAGCCCAAAUUAAUUGUCAAGAACGGGAAGAAGUUUAUCAAGAUAAAAGAUUUUAUUUAUAAUCUUCAAGAAUCUAAGGAAUUCUUGAAUUUGAAUAUUUAUGAAAAAGUUGAUGAAAAAAAUUACAACUUCCAAGGCAAUGUACUGACGAAGUUAACCGUGGGGAAUGAAAAGGUGAGUAUCGGAGAGUUUAAUGAGGUGAAGGAGGUGGAAGUUAAACAUAACAAUAAACAGGAGCAUAAACAACAGCAUGACCAACAUGAAGACAUUCCUAUUGGUCCAUAUAUAAUCAAUACUAAAGAUGAAGAUGUGAUAUUACAGAAAUUUCUUUCAUUCAUGGCUUUAGGACCAACCAAUAUAAAGAAACUAGCAUCGUUGAAUUAUGAUUUUAGUGAUUAUAUUGGGAAAUAUUGUUCUAAUUUUGACCAAUCUCCCAAUAACUUGCAUAAUGAUUACUUUGCCAAUGGGAUGAAGUAUCUGGCUGAGAACAAUCUUUUAUUGAAAGAUAAGAUUAUGAAAGAUUUAAGGCCAAAUAAUUGGGGAUGGGUUGGUAAAGAGAAAGAAUUGAUGUUUGAGAACAUAAAUAAUUGUUUGACAAGAUUGGGAUACUCCGGUAGUCAUCCGUUAAGGAAGCGAAUUUUCGAAAAGGGUUCUAUGCCUGGGUUGGCCAUAGCAACCCCAUCGGUCACAGCAUCGGUCACAGCACCGACCAGCACAUCAGCCACAACAUCAUCAACUUCAACAUCAUCAACAAUAGCUCCCUCUUCAACAGCUCCCACUUCAACAGCUCCCACUUCAACAGCUCCCACUUCAACAGCAUCCAUCACAUCGAUCAAACCAAAAAAGAAGCCUGCAUUACCCAAAAAACUAGAGAAAAAAAUUGACACUCCCAACAAGAGAAAAAGAUCAGAUUCUGAUAACACAUCUCCUUCGUCAAUUGAAGAUUUCUUUAUUGAUGAAGACUUGAUCUUGAAUCUUCAAAAGAAGUUUGAUAUCAAUUACAAAGAAUACAAAGCAUUAUAUCAAUAUUUAAAAUUGACAAAAAGAACAAAUGAAGUAAGUCAACUUACGAAAUUAUACGAAUUACAUAAUUAUUGUAAUGAGGUGAAAAAUCAACUCAUUAAGAUAAGUAAAGAGAAACGGAGAAGAAUUAAGUAG